Protopolystoma xenopodis is the source of this 429-nucleotide messenger RNA. NCBI's taxonomy places the organism in Eukaryota, Metazoa, Platyhelminthes, Monogenea, Polystomatidea, Polystomatidae. The record is from the annotation of a GenBank genome assembly.
AUGUGCGUGUGUGCCGAUACAAGUUUGUACCAGUUUCGCUGUCUGGCAAAUGCGACCGGACGUAAAUGCGUUCACUUUGUGGACCGUAUCAACUUUGCGCCCAACCUGGACGCAAGGGUUUCAUUCACCCGUUCCGGUCGUAACUGCCCACUCAACGGGAUCUGGACGCAGCGAGUCGAUUGUCUGCUGUUGUGUGUCUGGGUGUUGUGUAACAUUUUGUCCCAUCGCUUGGCUGCUGCUUCGCCCAAUAGCCAGCAACGGACACCGAUGCGAUCCGGCUCAGGCCGGUCGUCCGCAUCUAUCUCCUCGCGGCUACAUGUCGCCGAUCCGGGCCUGACCCCGGGUACCACGGGGAGGGGGCCGGGCUGCGCGGUUCGGGGUCAAGAGGGCCCCGUUGACUGGUCACUUGUGAUGACCGGAACAGAUUAA